AUGAAUUUUCCUAACAAAAUAAGAUAUGAUAAGAAAUUACAUGAUUUUGAAAAUGUGUAUAGGAAAAAACAUAUAAUUCAUUAUUAUUUAAAAAAAAAUGAUGUAGUUACUUGCUUAGCUGAAAUUAGACAAGGCACGUCACCCUUUAUAAGAGACGAAUGUAAUAGAACAGCCUUAGAUUUAGCUAUCGUAUUAUUUAUGAAGAAAUUUCAUGAAUGUAUUUUUACAUGUUUGAUUACUGAUUUUAUAUAUUGUAAAAGUAAAAAAUAUGAUGGUUUAAAAACUAAUCUUAUAUAUAAUGAAUAUGAAAAUAUAGUAGAAAAUGAAAAAAAUGUAUGUUAUUCAAAAAAUAUAUUUUAUGAUGAUAUGUUUUCAAAAAAAGAAAAAGAAUCAAUGGAACAAAACAUAGAACAAAAAAUUGGUAAUGUAUCUCCUUUCUUAUUAUUACAAAAAAAUGUUCAGCCUUUUUUAAGAAAUCAAAGUUAUAAAAAUGAUGAUGAUAACAUAUAUAAAAACUAUUGUGAAAAAAAUGAUAUAUUAUUUUUAUCAGAAGAAGUAAUAACCUUUCCUAUAUCUAAAACGAUUCAAGCACAACUAGAUGAUAUUUUAAGAAAAAUGAAUGCUCUUUUAUUUUUUAUAAAAAUGUUAUGUAAAAAUAUUAUAUUAAAAAAAGGUUCAGAAUUAACACUUCAAGAGGAAAUUUCCAAUUUAACUUUUCCAUUUUUUUAUAAUACAACUUUACAUACAUUAUUUAAAAUAUAUCCUUUCAAUAGUUACACAAAUAAAUGGGAUAUACACAAUCCAGCAGAUGCUAGAAGAUUAAUUCAUAAAAUACUUUCAAAAAAAUUAAUGGGUACAGAUAUAAUUACUUUUAUUGGAAAAAUUGUAUUUUGCUUUUCAGAAUUAAUUCAUAUAUAUGGACCAAAAAUAUUUGAAUUAAAUUCCUUAUAUUCUCAAUAUUUUUUACAUAUGGCAUUUACCCUAGACAAUGAAUAUCUAUUUAAAGUAAUAAUUAAUAAGCUAAAUAUUUUCACUAGUCAAACAGAUAUAUUUCAUUGGGAUAAAUUAAUUCAUUCAAUAGAACCAUAUAAAAAUAAAUUCAAAUUAUAUUACAAACAAUUGAUAUAUACUAGAUUGAAGAGAUUAUUUAUGAACAAAUUAGAAAAGGUGUUUUACAAAAAAGAAAUAGAUAAAAAUAUAAUUGAUAAUUCAAAUAAUAACUGCAACACAAAAUGUAGAACAAAUAGAUUAUAUUUUACAUGUAAAUCAUUAUUAAAUGGUUAUUAUGAGGAUAUUUUAAAUUGUUCUAAUGCAGAAGAAUUGGAAAUAGUAAUGCAAAAAUUCCUACAUAUCUUGAAAAAAAAAAAAUUAACAUUGUAA
This is a messenger RNA of Plasmodium adleri (nom. inval.), 1380 nucleotides long. RefSeq names its product conserved Plasmodium protein, unknown function. Bases 1 to 1380 code for a protein of 459 amino acids. The record is from RefSeq and is a predicted model, not a curated record. Lineage: Eukaryota; Apicomplexa; Aconoidasida; Haemosporida; Plasmodiidae. The transcript has a single exon.